Aegilops tauschii subsp. strangulata is the source of this 2227-nucleotide messenger RNA. Its product is annotated as beta-hexosaminidase 3. Gene Ontology annotation, molecular function: beta-N-acetylhexosaminidase activity. Gene Ontology annotation, cellular component: membrane. Gene Ontology annotation, biological process: glycosaminoglycan metabolic process; carbohydrate metabolic process. The record is from RefSeq and is a predicted model, not a curated record. Lineage: Eukaryota; Viridiplantae; Streptophyta; Magnoliopsida; Poales; Poaceae.
UGUCCACAUUUCACAGAAGAUGAACAUAAGCACGGCACGCUAAAUAUAAAAAAAUGUAGAAUCAGCAUGACAUGACAACAGCAACAAAUUACUACAGAACACUUGAAAUGAAAUUUGGAAGCCUGCUUUCACAAACCUGAUUCCUCCAAGCUAUAUAUACAUAGGGGAGCAGGUGAGCUCUCCUCGCCCGGCCAUCCGUACCAAAAUUAGCCGUGCUACUUGCCAGGCCGUCCGUACCUGUUUUGGGUCACCAAAUGCAAUGUGCGCCGGACCUGCCCAUGCCAUUUCCUCCCUCCAUCUAACCCCACUCUCCACGCCACUCUCACCCGCUCUUCAUUUACCCUCCCCGCCUCACGCUCCUCCUCCUCUACCUCCUCGUCACUCGUCCCUGUCCCAAGAUAGCAGCCCAGCACAAACUCUCAUGGUCAUUCUCUUCCAAAAGUGAGACAGCAAAAAUGGAGGGUUUUCUACUCGCCUCGCGCUUCCACUAGUUGCCGCAUCAUCAUCUGUUCCCUUCGCGAAGAUGGCGCCAGCUCUGCGGCUCCUCCUCGCGUUCCUGGCAAUUGGAUCCUGCACAGCUGCUGACCACGUCGACCUGUGGCCGAUGCCCAAGACGGUGUCCCACGGGACGCAGAGGCUCUACGUCAGCAACAACGCCACCAUGUCGAUGGCGGGAAGCAAGUAUUCCGACGGCAAGGCGAUCCUCAAGGACGCCUUCCAGAGGAUGCUUGAUUUGAUGAAGCUGAACCACAACGCUGACGGUGCAAACCCAAGCUCCUCCCUGCUUACCGGUGUUAAUAUCGUCGUUCUUUCGACACAAGAUGAGCUCGGCUUUGAGGUAGACGAGUCAUACAACCUGACUGUUCCCACAAUAGGAGAGCCACUGCAUGCGCAGAUUGAGGCUCAAACAGUUUUUGGAGCACUUCACGCCUUACAGACAUUUAGCCAACUGUGUCACUUUGAGUUCACAUCAAGGCUUAUUGGACUCAACUCAGCUCCGUGGAUGAUUAGUGAUGCGCCCAGAUUUCCUUACCGAGGCCUUCUUAUUGAUACCUCAAGGCAUUAUCUUCCUCUCGCGACAAUUAAAGGAGUGAUUGAUGCAAUGACAUACAGUAAACUGAACGUUCUCCAUUGGCAUAUCGUGGAUGAGCAGUCAUUUCCGAUUGAAAUACCUUCAUACCCAAAACUGUGGAACGGUUCAUACUCUUAUUCUGAGAGAUACACAAUGCCUGAUGCCAUCGACAUCGUACGAUAUGCUGAAAAAAGAGGUGUAAAUGUCUUGGCCGAGAUUGAUGUUCCUGGGCAUGCUCGCUCAUGGGGUGUUGGCUACCCAGAAUUGUGGCCAUCAGAUAGCUGCAGAGAACCGCUUGAUGUCAGUAACAACUUUACCUUCAAAGUUAUUGAUGGUAUUCUUUCAGAUUUUAGCAAGGUUUUCAAAUUCAAAUUUGUCCACUUAGGAGGUGAUGAAGUCAAUACAAGCUGCUGGACUGAAACACCCCACAUUAAGGAAUGGUUGAAUAAUAACCACAUGAAUGUGUCAGACGCAUACAGAUAUUUUGUGUUGAGAGCCCAAAAGAUAGCAAUAUCACAUGGAUACGAAGUCAUUAACUGGGAAGAAACGUUUAACAACUUCGGAGAUAAGUUGGACCGUAAAACCGUGGUGCAUAACUGGCUUGGGGGGGAUGUAGCACCAAAAGUGGUUGCUGCAGGGCUGAGAUGCAUAGUAAGCAACCAGGAUAAGUGGUACCUAGAUCACUUGGAUGCCACAUGGGAAGGAUUUUACCUGAAUGAACCCCUGAAAGGAAUCAACAACACAGAACAGCAACGGUUGGUUAUUGGUGGUGAGGUUUGCAUGUGGGGAGAGCAAAUCGAUGCAUCAGAUAUUGAACAAACUAUUUGGCCACGUGCUGCAGCAGCUGCAGAGAGACUGUGGAGUCCACUUGAGCAGAUUGCUGAAGACACCAGGUCAGCCACAUCAAGACUGUCACGCUUCAGGUGUUUGCUGAAUCAGAGAGGGGUAGCUGCUGCACCAUUAGCUGGCAAUGGUCGUACAGCACCAUAUGAACCUGGUCCCUGUGUAAGGCAAUAGGAUAUUCAUAGCAAAACUGGAAGUAGCAUUCAAAGAGGAUACACGUCAUUUCACAAGUGUUAGCUCAGCAUUAUGAAUCUGAAGUAGUUAUAUGGUUGUGUAGACUAUAGAAGGUUUCAGUGAGUCCUUACUCUCUUC